CACUUUUUUUUUUUUUAGGGGUUUAUAAGAAGAUAUAGGAACCGCUUCUCAAGCUGAAGACAAAGUAAAAGAAAACUGUAUCAUGUGUUAAAAUACCGAAGGGUGAAAUUUCUUGGAUUAGCAUAUUUCUGGAUUGUAAAGGAAAGGAAAGAAGAGACUGAAAAUGGGGAGAAAGAAAAUACAGAUCACGAGAAUAAUGGACGAACGGAACAGACAGGUCACCUUUACGAAGAGGAAGUUUGGAUUAAUGAAGAAGGCGUAUGAGUUGAGUGUACUCUGUGACUGUGAAAUAGCACUCAUCAUUUUUAACAGCUCUAACAAACUCUUUCAGUAUGCCAGCACUGAUAUGGACAAAGUUCUACUUAAAUACACAGAAUACAACGAGCCCCAUGAAAGCAGAACCAACUCAGAUAUCGUUGAGGCUCUGAACAAGAAGGAACACAGAGGGUGCGACAGCCCGGACCCUGACACUUCAUAUGUGCUCACGCCACAUACAGAAGAAAAAUAUAAAAAAAUAAAUGAAGAGUUUGAUAAUAUGAUGCGGAAUCAUAAAAUCGCAGUGAGUACUAAACCCGGCUUGCCUGCUCAGAACUUCUCCAUGUCGGUUACGGUUCCAGUGUCCAACCCCAACACUUUAACCUACAGUAACCCAGGGAGUUCCCUCGUAUCCCCAUCACUGGCAGCCAGCUCAUCAUUAACAGACACGACCAUGCUCUCCCCACCUCAGACCACCCUGCAUCGGAACGUAUCACCUGGGGCCCCGCAGAGACCACCAAGUACUGGCAAUGCUGGUGGAAUGCUGGGGACAACUGACCUCACAGUGCCAAAUGGAGCUGGUACCAGUCCAGUUGGAAAUGGGUUUGUGAAUUCUCGAGCUUCACCAAGCCUGCUCGGCACUGCUGGCGGUGGGAAUGGCUUAGGCAAAGUCAUGCCUACAAAGUCUCCACCUCCACCUGGAGGAGGUAAUCUUGGAAUGAACAAUCGCAAACCGGACCUCCGUGUCGUCAUCCCACCCUCCAGCAAGGGUAUGAUGCCACCGCUGACGGAGGAGGAUGAAUUGGAGUUGAAUACCCAAAGGAUAAGUAGUUCUCAGUCCACGCAGCCCCUCGCCACCCCCGUGGUGUCAGUGACAACUCCCAGCUUGCCGCCGCAGGGACUCGUGUACUCGGCCAUGCCCACUGCCUACAACACUGAUUACUCCUUGACUAGCGCAGACCUGUCUGCCUUGCAGGGAUUUAACUCCCCAGGAAUGCUGUCUUUAGGGCAGGUAUCUGCCUGGCAGCAGCACCAUCUUGGUCCAGCAACCCUCAGCUCUCUCGUUACUGGCAGCCAGAUAUCUCAGGGUUCAAAUUUAUCCAUUAACACCAACCAAAACAUCAACAUCAAAUCGGAGCCCAUUUCACCUCCCCGGGACCGCGUCACUCCCUCGGGGUUCCCGCAGCAGCAGCCCCCGCAGCAGCCGCAGCCCCCGCAGCCCCCGCAGCAGCCGCCGCAGCGCCAGGAGUUGGGCCGCUCUCCUGUCGACAGCCUCAGCAGCUCCAGCAGCUCCUACGAUGGCAGCGACCGCGAGGACCCUCGCAGCGACUUCCACUCUCCCGUGGUGCUGGGAAGGCCGCCGAAUUCAGAAGAUAGAGAGAGUCCGUCAGUAAAACGAAUGAGGAUGGACACGUGGGUGACAUAAACUCGCAGUGUUGCCUCUCCAGUUUUGUGUUCUCAAAAUGAACUGUCCUGACAUAUCUAAAUUUAUGAAUAAGGACAUGAAAUAAGUAUAUUUAUAUGUAUAUACAUACGUGCAUAUAUAUAUCUUCACAUGCAUAUAUAUGUGCUAGUGUGUGUAGCAUACACAGAAUCAUCAGGCACUUAUUACAAACUUCUUGUAUAGCUGCAGAUGUCCCAUGGUAAAACGUAACAGAACAAUCCUGUAGGUAUUGAUCUAGUCUGGCACUUACCUGGACUUGUUGUUUUAAUGAUAUAGCCUGUUUUGCAAAGAAACAUUGUACCCGUAUUAUAAUCCUACCACACUAGAUUGCAGAAACCAAGAGGGCUCGCCUGUAGUAACGUCCCUGUGUGUUUUAUUAAAGCUGUAUGGUUACUUGUAGUUAAGAAAUAAUGCUUUGUAGCAGCAGAGCAGUAGAAAAGCAGGAAGAAGAAAGCAAUACUGUACAUAAAAUGACCUUUAUAUUACCCCACCUGGCAUGGGUCUCUAUUGCAGAGGGUGCAUGGAGAAGGGCUGAUGCUAGAGAAAAUAAAAAAACAAAAACCUGUUUUGCACGUGCAAAAAAAAAAGUGUAUUGGGUCAAAGAAGUGAUUUUUUUAACAAGUGAGAGAGAGACAUAGAGAACUCGCAUGAAAUAUUCCGAAAAUAUUAGCCUAGAAAAUAGAACAUUAACAAAAUAAAAUUAAUAUAUUAAGUUAUAAUUGGAAUAUGUUUGACAAAUUUGUUUUUACGUUCAUACCUUUGAAAAAUAUAGAAACGGAUUUUAGCUCAUGUAUAUUUUAUAUUAAAGAAAACAAUACCCUAAUGAAUUGAAGACUAUAUAUAAAGUUAUAUACAGUACUUUUGAACACAUUCUGCUAUGAAUUAUUUAUAUAAGCCAAAGCUGUAUGUUGUAGCUUUUUUGUAGAGUAUAGUUUUAUCUUAUUUUGACUUUCUAGUUUUUGCUUUCAAAGAUGAAAAGGAAAAACUUGCAGGCGGAACCUUGGGGGAAAAAUAAGCCAUGAACACUUAUAUGUAAAUUUAAAUUUGAGCCAAACUCUUUGUGUAUAUAGCAUCUUAAAUAUAUUAUCACCUUUGGUGUAAGUACCUAUGUAUUGUACGUUCACCAGAUUAAAAAGUAUAUUUUUGUGGAUUGACGCCGACUUGAGAAAGGCGAGGUCCUUAUUAAGUAGAGUAUUCACUGUUUAAUAUUUACUAUUUUGUUAAAUAUACUGUACUUUCUUUGGAUUUUAAUUAUUAUUAAUAUUAUUAUCCAGAUUUUUCAGAGGGUGUAUAAAGGGGUUUGUCCCCCUCACUGGUGGUGAAUGUGUGCCGUUCAAUUGUAAUCUCUGUGCUGUAUGGUUAAGCUUCAUUAUACAUUUUAUAUAUAUGUAUAUAAAUAGCAAAGUGGCAAAAAAAAAAAAAUCCGGCGUUAAGUUCAUCCUGCAUAAAUAUAAAAAAAUCUGCUACAACACAUCUUAAGGCAUCGUUUCAAAACUGCCUCUUCCGAGGAGGAAAAAAAACAAAAACCAGUGGAAAAAGCUUGACCUAAUUUCUCCUGAUAGGGAAAUAACACAUAUCAGAUGAGCACAAAGGGUUUCUGAAGUGGUGAGUGGUUUGGGAUAAAGGGGCUUCAGAAGGAAACAGGCAGAGCCUCUUUGCUGCUUCCCUGAGGCAGAGCAGGGCCAAGGCUUGCUCUGCAUGGAGCUGUGGGGAGGAAGGGCAGCAGCAGCUCCUGGGAAAGGCUGCACCUGAGCAGCAGCAAACUGCAGGAGCUGGGAGCAGCCACCUGCAGGGGAACCAGCACUGCUCCAGGAGCGCUCCUGCCUCGGAGGCACCUCCUUCCCACCCCUGGCUCCAUGCAGAUCACCUUCCUGCAUGUUCUUUUAUGCCGGGAACCAAAUUAAGUAGACCUUAAUGAAUUCUUAAUGAAUCACUGCUGGUAGUUCUGAGGGAAAAAAAAGAAAGACAACAGUGCUAUUUUGUUACUGAAAGCCCUGUAAGUAAUCCCUGCUGUUUAUAACAUAAUUUUGCCAGAUUUCAAAAAAUUAAUUGAUAUUUUAGCUAAGGAGUGUGAGAAGCAAAAAUCCCGUGUGAUGCAGUGGGGGCAGCUCCAGCGCCUUCAUGGCUGCCCGCUUUGGCGUGCGGCUGGAGAACCAGGCUGGUGCCUGAGGCUCUGCUGCUGUCACGGCCACUCCUGAGCCCCUGCAGCCUGGGUCACGGCUGAGCUGUGAUGUCCUGCAGUUCCCAGGUGCAGGAACCUGCAGGAAAGGCAGACUUUUCUCACAGCAGCUCGUUUAUUUCCCAAGUGACCAAAUUCACUGACCACUGCGGAGAGCCUUUUGAUGCUUGGAGAAGUUACGUGGUUUUUUCAUUAUUUAUGCACAUCUAUGAACUUUGCUGUACAUCUGAGUGGGAGUUCUGCAUUCACAUUUACUGUCUAUUUUCUUGUGUGCCUUACGAGAUGGCUUUGCUGACUGUAUCUCAAUAGUCUUUAUUUCUAUGCAGGUUUGUAAACAGUGCUAUUACUGUUUUCUUAAAGAAAAAGCUACAUAAGGGUUAGAGUUUGUAUUGAAAUUGCACCUACGAAUUAAAAAACCACCACGUAAGUUCCUAGGAACUGCUCACGGGACUGUUCUGGUGUUGCCCUGUGCCCCAUCCCCUCCCACAGACUCAGCAGGAGACUUUGGCCACGUUCUCUCCUAGCGGGAGAACCUCACGCCACUGAAUAAAUGGGAAGCCUGGUUUUUAAUAACAGGUAACUAACUUUGGAACAUACUUUUUUAGGAAUUGUAAAGAUGUUUUAUAAUGAGAAAAAGACAUAGCACAGAUAUUUCAACAGGUGAAAAAUACUUUUUUUAACUAAGUAAAUAUAUUGAAGUUUUAAGUGAAUCCAAUCCUAGUUUGAACCCAUUGAAGCCUGAGUGACUUCAGAUUUCUAUCUGAUCUUCUGUUGUGACAAAUCACCUCUCCAUCUCUGAGCUCUCACUGUAGUAUUUAAAUUCACAUGUAUUUGAAAAUCCCCGUCAGGGAUUUGUCAGAACAACGCUUCAGCCUUUCCUUUCACUCCAAGGACACUAAAGCAUCCCAACCUUGCGAAUUGCUGUGCGCACAAGAAAUACAUAGUAAAUAAGGAACAUAACAACUCCUAACAAUCCAUCACGGGAAGAAGUUAAAUUAGAAUGUGAAAGAAAGACUUCAAUGUAAACGUUUAAAUCUUAGUAGAAACUUUCUUCACUUUGCUGUGCAAGAGAACACUGCUUUGCUAUAUUUAAAAUGGCUUUUUUAAAAGAGAUUUAUGUAUUUGGUAAAUGUUUGUAGUCAACAGUUCACAAAGAAGCUGUUCACGGUUUAAUGAUGAUAAGCCGUUUGGCGGCACAAGCUGGACUUUGUUGCCAUCCUUGAGACGAAUCUUUUAAGAAAAAAAUAAGUUAAUCUCAAUUUUUUCCCUGAAUGUGUUGUUUUUUCUUCAAUAUACAAUAAAUAUUCUAGUGAACUUUUUAUCAAAUGGUUAAGAAAAAUGCUAGAGGUUGUUGUAAAAUAUUUGUAUCCUGCAUUCACUAAAGUAAAGAUACUGGCUUUUACUGUGUA
Lagopus leucura (white-tailed ptarmigan) is the source of this 5287-nucleotide messenger RNA. RefSeq names its product myocyte enhancer factor 2A (gene MEF2A). The transcript has 10 exons. Lineage: Eukaryota; Metazoa; Chordata; Aves; Galliformes; Phasianidae. Gene Ontology annotation, biological process: positive regulation of transcription by RNA polymerase II; heart development; cell differentiation. Gene Ontology annotation, molecular function: DNA-binding transcription factor activity, RNA polymerase II-specific; histone deacetylase binding; RNA polymerase II cis-regulatory region sequence-specific DNA binding. Bases 164 to 1681 code for a protein of 505 amino acids. The record is from RefSeq and is a predicted model, not a curated record.